GGUUUGGAAUAUCUGCACUCGUCUCCGAUCGGCUUCCACGGUUCCCUUACACCAUGGGCAUGCCUCAUUGAUCGAAACUGGAUGAUAAAACUGACGGAUUUCGGAAUCGCAGAUUCUUUGGAACGAUGGGAAAAACAGGGUUUGAUUGCUACGGAAACCCUGAAGGAAGGUGAAGACGAGUGGAAGAGUGGUUCGAUACAAAAAACAAGUAUACUAUAUCAGCCACCUGAGAAACUACAAAAUCGUGAGGAAAAUCGAGUGCGGCGAGCUGAUCAGUCUUGGGUGAAGCAGACACAAGCCAGGCGUCAAAUGGGUGAUAUCUAUGCGUUCGGAAUGGUCAUGUACGAAAUUCUAUUCCGAGCACUGCCAUUCCCAAGUACUGCUGACAUUGAUGAGAUUCUCGAAUACAUUCGCGAUGGCAAGCGAUCAUAUCGCCCGACCAUUCAGCAGAAGUCCGAGAUUCAUCCUGAUCUUGCCGCCCUUCUUCUGGACUGUUGGCAUGAAAAUCCGGAAGCACGUCCAUCGAUUCGACGAGUUCGACUGAACACUGAAAGCUAUUUGAAAGUAAGAGGCUCUCUUGUCGACCAAAUGAUGCGGAUGAUGGAACAGUACGCCAACAAUCUGGAGAAACUCGUCCAAGAACGUACUGGAAUGUUAGAAGAAGCGAAUGUACGAGCCGAUAAACUUCUCUCUCAACUACUUCCGAAAUACGUGGCAAAUGAAUUGAAACUUGGUCGACCGGUACCUCCAAAAAUGUUCGCGUCAGCAACCGUAUUUUUCAGUGAUAUUGUUGGUUUCACCACGAUAUGCUCAUCGUCAUCGCCAUUAGAAGUGGUCAAUAUGCUCAAUGGGAUCUACACUAAAUUUGAUGACAUCAUUAAUAAAAAUUCAUCGUAUAAGGUAGAAACGAUUGGUGAUGCAUACAUGGUUGUGUCAGGAAUUCCUGAAGAAAAUGGUACCAGACAUAUCAUGCACAUUGCUGACAUCGCCCUAGAAGUGAUGGAGGUGCUUAAAACGUACGUCAUCCCACACAAACGCACUACACGUCUACGUAUCCGUGUUGGCUUCCAUUGUGGUUCUGUGGCGGCCGGUGUGGUUGGCCUCACAGCUCCGAGAUACUGUCUCUUUGGUGAUACGGUGAAUAUGGCGUCCCGAAUGGAAUCAACAGGUGAACCGGAAAAGAUUCAAAUGUCCCAAAACGCAAAUGAUAUGCUGGGCAAGUACUAUCCAGAAUAUAAAACUGAACACAGAGGAACAGUUGAAGUGAAGGGCAAAGGACCAUGUAAUACCUACUGGUUGUUGGGAAAGGAGUUGAACCAAAGCGCCACGAUGAAUCAGGAAGAAGUUCAGCAGCAACUUGAUUCCAUGGCCACUCUUGGCAUGUCAUCGUAG
This is a messenger RNA of Haemonchus placei, 1392 nucleotides long. NCBI's taxonomy places the organism in Eukaryota, Metazoa, Nematoda, Chromadorea, Rhabditida, Trichostrongylidae. The record is from the annotation of a GenBank genome assembly.